This is a messenger RNA of Mesorhabditis spiculigera, 4842 nucleotides long. NCBI's taxonomy places the organism in Eukaryota, Metazoa, Nematoda, Chromadorea, Rhabditida, Rhabditidae. The record is from the annotation of a GenBank genome assembly.
AUGCUCCUUUCCUACAGUAACCACGAAAAAAUCUCACUCCGAUUAGAACGCGGCGCUCGGCCGGCCAUCACUUUCAGCGAAGACAGAAGAAAAAUCACAGUGCCCUUGGACACAGCACAAAAUUGGCGACCAGUAAAAACUGAACUCUUCAAUGAUCUCACCGUGGUCCUACAGCGGCUCCAACAACAAUUUAAAAUUACUGUUCAAGCUCAGAAUGAGCGCAAGCCAGAAUUUACGGUCUAUACAUCAGUGGCCCCACAUGAACGAGAGCUGCGUACCCAAGUUCGAGAAGUGAACACGAGGCUCUCUGAGCUGUCGAUCUCUGGCCCAAAUAUGGAUGUCUAUGGUGUCUUAAAAGCACCCAAAAUCUCUUUAGAAUCGACUUCCGGGACGAUGCGUAUAUACGCCAGGAUUGAAUCUGACCGGAUACGGUUAACCGCUCCAAAUUUGGUAGUGGCUCCAGAAGCGCUGCUCAGCACUAAUAAGCUCAGAAUGGCUGGUAGAAAAGUGCAGGUUGAUGGCCGAAUAUUCCCAUCUGAAAAUGGACCCAUCGAUGAGCCGCGCGUCAUGAGUAUUCGGGCGGAUGCACAACUUUUCCAUAUUGGAGUCGAUGGGCGGAUUGGCGAAGGGAAUGAUAAAGAAAAUUUGAAGAAUUCCCGCGGAAGUGCUCAGCCUCAGAUUAUGGCUGACGGGCUCCUUCUCCAAGUCAGCGGAUCACUGGCCAAUUAUGGUAAAAUCCUGGCGAUUGAGAAGGUUGAUCUAGCAAUCGGCGGAAGUAUCGUCUCCCUAUCUGAUGGAUCUAUUGAUUCAGCCACCCGAGGGUACGAUGCGCUCAAACAAAUUCGAGGUAUUGGAAAAGCAGUGGAGUGCAGCCCAAGCAGCUCCUCGCUCCAAUCAGCUAUCCAGGACCAAAAUGCAAAUGCUGUAGCUCGGCUUAUUGAAAUUGGGGUGGACAAGAAUGACAAGGCCCGAUCAAGGAGAAAAACCUUAAGACAAACGGCGAUUGCAAAGUAUCGUGAAGCCAAGGAAAGAUCGACCCAAAAUAACGCUCGCUCCGGCCUUGCCCUCAUCAAUGCACUUCUAGCUGUGCAUGAUUGGCGUCGAGGUUGCAUUCAAGCGAAUGUCAUUCAGGCAAAUGUGGGGAAGAACUGUGAAGAUUGUGCUCAAUUUAAUGCUGAACAUUUGCAAAUAGCAGCCGAUGCAGCUGUGGAAGCAGACUCAAUCUGGCAUUGUGGCCACGUGGAAAUGGAUGUUGGUGGAAAGUUUGAAGCGUGCGGUCAGAUCAAGCAUAAAACUGCCGUCUUCAAUGUAUCCAAACAAUGCACAAUUUCUGCAGAGGCCAUCGUUAGCCAUGAGGUGCUAUGCCGACUCUCAGCCGAGAGCGUGUUCUGUGACGGCGUUUGGUCCUCAGGGGAUACUGUUGUCAUCGAAACCCUUGAAUCCCUGGAACUUGCGUGCAACGGCGAUUGCCAUGUUGGUGGCACAUUGCAGCUUGGCGCGUUUUGGUUGACAGCUCAUAAAAAUGUUGUUACAACUGCCGAUGGGAAGGUUUUUGUCGAAGGCUCUUCUACAAUGACCGGCCAUAGCCUUUUGCAUAGUGGGAUCUGGACCGUUGGGACAAACUUGGAUGGGCAAUUUAAGGAUUCAAUUGAAUGUUUCCAUUCGUCUCGACUUGAGGCCCAUAUUGGGAGUUUGGCGUGCGAGCGCCAUUGCACUAUUGGAGGAAUUAUGAAUAUUGAAGUAAACCUUUGCGAAGGCGUCGUUACAGCUGGCGUAAUUCGCAACAAUACGACCUGGCAUGCAGAGGGCAGUCUGGCAAUCACCGCCGGCUCCGCCGAACAAUCCGUCGACGGCAUGUUCUUCGUCAAGGAAGUCCUAGAUCUAACACUACAUGCACAUGCUAAAAGCAUCCAUGGCAAGAUCAUUGCCAACCGUGCUUCCUUCAGGUUUCUCAAAGCUGUACAAGCCGAUGCCUAUAUUCGUGUAAACGAGAUUGACAUUGGACUACCAUACGCGGAUGAGAGUCAAUUUACAUUUGGCGGACAGAUUGAUGUUCUUGCAGGCUGCUUAACGCUAAAGGGAAAUUCACGGCUUGCCCAACUACCAACCAGCCUUCCGCAUCCGAGUCCAGCGUUACUCUUGGGCGGAAAAUUGAACGCCACCGCAAUCAUUGCUCCAUUCCUCGCAGGCAAGCCAUUGAAAUUCAUCUGCAACACACCGCAUAUCGAUUUCAAUACGUUGAUCUCGGCGGGGGCCUUGACUACCGGCAAAGGAUGCUCGAUAAUGUCAAUGGGCCACAGUGAAGUGUCAGAAGGGAUUGUGUGUGCGACCACAUGGGCUCAUAGCGGCCAAAUCCGUUUUGAAACGAAUCAAGUCAAUAUUCAUACCGGCUCUUUGUUAUAUGCUGGGCGAUUGACGAGUCUUCCUGACAAGCAGAACCAUGUUAUUGAUUUGCAAAUUGUUGUCGAUGAGCUACUUGUCAAUGAAGGCAUCAUCUCAGCACACCGACUUUCCAUUAGCGGUGAUGGUCGUCUAGAUAACCGCAAUCGUAUCUUUGCGGUGGACGACAUGGCCAUACGGCUCGCCAAUUUCAACAAUAACGCGGGCCUCAUGGAAAGCAAAAACUCGAUGAAGCUACUCGCUGUCAAUAAAGAAUGGACACGCGUCUCGGGAACUAUCAAAGCUAAAUCCCAGUUCCAAGUGUGCGCCCAAAGAUUGGACCUGGCUGUCGAGAAUGUCGAGCAGCUCUGCAAAUCUUUGAACUUUUCGGCCGUUGAAGAACUACUCAUAUCAUCAGACAUCAUAGACACGGCGCGGGAGAAAAAUGUGGCCUGUGCGGCCAAAAAAUCCGUGACAGUCGCAUCACAAAUGUGCGUAAAUGACCUUGAGAUUCUAUUCGGAGAAACAGAUACACAUAACGACGCAGCUUUAAAUCAGCAGUUUGCUAUCGCCCCAGGCUCGCGGGUGGAGACAAAUACCGUAUACGUUCACGGAAAUGCAUCGAUCGUUGUCCUUCGCAUCGACGGAACGCUGAAGUGUUCCUCACUACGAGUCGCCGCCAAUAUCCAUCGAGUGCUGAUUACUGGCAAUGGCCAUCUGGAGUGUGGCUCUCUACGUGUCGAGGGAGAGGCGCUAUGCAUAGAUCUGACAAAACCCGCAAAACUAUCGGAGAUCAUCUGUUCACAAGUCGAGAUUCCAACCAUCGUACAAUUUGUCGAUCGAGAGAGUGUGGAAAUCUAUCCGGAGUUGAGCUACCUCGAAAUCUAUGGAAAGGACUCGGUCAAGACGGUCGACUCACUAACUCUCCAUGGAAUUACAACAACAACUAUUGAAUCUGGCCACGCCACCCUCGAACUCGAUGCAGCACAAUGUAAAUCGAUGCUAAUCUCCGGAAACGAAGUAUCGAUUAGCGGACUAGUCCAAGGAGUACCAUCCAGCUGUCUCACCGCCACCGCAGCAAGUCUGACCUGGAAUGUAGCGACUGUUGCUGUUGAAACAUUAGAGCUGAAAGGAAGACGAGAACUCAACAUUAGCGAAGAAAUAAGUGGUUGUGGUAUCGUAUCGAUCGACGGGAAAUGGACAACCCUAACUGGGGUCAUCAGGGAUGUACAGCGGCUAAGUCUGCGAGCCUGGGCAUUGCUAAAUACCGGUCGGAUGAGCGUGCUGGAAAUGUCGGUCAACUGCCUCAGCAUUUUCCUAAACGGUGGAUUGGUGAAAGCCGAUACCCUGAAGAUCACAGCUCCGUUCUUUGUCUCCGUUCACGAGUUCAGCGACGUCUUUGCGCAGAGAGCACAGAUCCACGCAGUCGUAUGUGCAUCUAAUCAUCAGCUGGCAAAUACUUCGAACGCCGACCCAAGCUCUUCCUACCUAUGGCUCGAAUUCGAUGAGAAAUGCACGACUUACGGAAUUACGGAAGAUGAGGCCAGGUCCUGGAAGCAGACAUCAGCCAUGCUACAGGAUCGCUUCAAGUCCAAUUCAAGCGAUGUAGAUGAGACAGUGUUGGCCUUAAAAUAUGUUGCCGAACUCCCCACGGCACGAAUUGAACUUCCGGAAAACUGCGAGAUUUUUGCGGCUUUGCAACAAAUCUACACCAGGUUUGUCGGAUAUCCGAUCGGACUAUUCAGCGUUUCAAAAUUUGUUUCGUUGGUUGCAAAUCUUCGGCCGCGGAUCCAGCUUGACAAGGUAGUGCAGUCUCCGGUACGAGAAGAUGUGCAAAAGAAAAAGAAAUCCAAGAGAAAAUCUAUGGGUUGCGAUUUGUACGAGGGAUUGGUGCAGUUCAAAACGAAUAAGUACGACCGGGAAUCCCGAAACUCGACAGAAACGGUAGAUGGUGGCUAUGUGUCACGAGGCAGCAGUGAAGACCUAGAACGAAAAUUAAGCGCAACCCCACCGCUGUCGCCAGCCCUCGAUCAAAUCAUCUCGGCAUUUUCCGCCGACCACAUGACGAUUGUGGCAAAUCGGCUCGACCCGGCCUUCUAUCCCGGUUCACCAAGCGCGGAGCAGCUCAACGAAAGCUUUGCUGUGGAUGAGGAGGCAGCCGAGCUGCUUGAGUUUGAAGAACUCGAGCUUGAGCUGGAAGAGGAAGAAGCAGGGGUGAUGCGGACUGACGUCGUGGUCUGUCAGGACAAGCUGAUUCGGCUUGCUCCAUUGAAGCAGAGGCUCUUGCCAAGUCGACCAGUGCGAUCACCACCAAGGAUGAUCCCACUGGAGCGUAUGCCUAGCAGUAACGAUCUCGUAAUGAAACGACUUCGGGUCAAACAUACCCUGUCAUCCCUCGAUCUCCGUUCAUAUGGUUCUGAGACUUCGCUGAACUCUGUUGAUCUCAGCCAGCUUGCGACCACG